AUGGCAUCUCCUUUCGACGAAAAGCAGCGUGCACCUGUCGAAGGAAUCAGUGUCAAUAUCCCUCAGACGGAGAAUGAUGUCAAAAUCCAUCCACAGCCCACAUCCGAUCCCCUAGAUCCAUUGAACUGGUCCUGGGUGCGAAAACAUUCGAUCCUCGGAAUCGUGAUGCUCAAGUACUUCCUCUUCACCUACAUCACUACCACCACCGUUCCCUCAUUCCCGGCCAUCCAAGCCCAAUUCGAAAUCUCAUAUGACCAGGUCAAUUGGACCGUAGCUAUACCCGCUCUAGGCCUAUCUGUAGGCCCGCUUCUCUGGUCCUCCCUGGCUGAUAUCUACGGCCGACGCAUCAUCUUCAUCGUCGGCACCGUCAUCUCCUUCGUCUCGAGCAUCGGCGCUGCAGUCGCUGAUAAAUAUGCUGGGUAUAUGGCGGCGAGGUUCUUUCAGGGGUUGGGGGUGAGUCCGGGAGCGACGGUGGGCAUGGCUGUGGUAAAUGAUCUGUUCUUCGACUAUGAGAGGGGUCAGAAACUGGGGUUCUGGGUUCUUGCUCUGGAUUCGGGUUUGCUGUUAGGCCCUACCUUCGGCGGAUUCCUCAAUCUCGUCAGCGCCGCCUGGAUUAACUGGUUCACAGCCAUUCUAUUCGGACUACUCUUCGUCCUCGAACUUUUCUUCAUGCCAGAGACUCUCUAUCCUCGCAGUCUCAUGCUCACACACCCUUCUUCAUCCGAGUCUAUACUCUCAGCUCUCGAAGAGAAUAAGAAACCUCACUCAUCCUCUCCACCUACAUCUACAUCUACAUCUACAUCUACACCACCCCCGUCAACAACAGCCCAAGAAAAGACCAUACCUCGAACCCAAACCCUCCCCAUCCUCAACUUCCGCCCCAUCCCCGGCCUCAAUCACCCCCGUCCCUGGUCCGCAACCCACCGCUUCCUCCUCACCUUCCGCCUCCCCGUCAUCGUCCUCGCCGUUACCGGCUAUUCCUUUACUUGGUACUGGUGGAUCCUCUCCAUAAUAACCAUGAUGCCAGCCGCCUACGAGUCCCACCCCCCAGUGAUCCAGGGCCUGCUGUUCCUAGGCCUGUUGCUGGGGACGGUGAUCAGCGAGGCGUUCCUCUCGGGCCGGUUGAGCGAUCGACUCAUGCGCGUACUGAGUGCAAGGAACGGCGGCAUCCGCGUGCCGGAGAUGAGGCUGUGGAUGGCGUAUCCGGCGGUCGUGGUCAGCGGUGUCGGGUUGGUUGUUUGGGGUGUCAGUGUUGAGAGGAGUUGGCAUUGGGUAAUUGGGCAGGUGGGGUUGUUUCUGUUCGCCUCAGGUCUCCAAAUCGGCAACACAAUCACAAGCGCCUACAUCGUCGACUGCUACCCACUACAAUCAUCCAGCAUAGUGGUAUUCUACGCCGUGGUAUUGAAUCUCAGCGCAUUUGUGAAUCCGUUCUUUAUAUCCCCCUGGUACGCAUCCACCGGCUGGAUCUGGACAUUCACCACGCAGGCCCUGAUCGCAGUCGGCGCAGGGACGGGGGUGUUUGCCUGUCUACAUUACUUCGGGGGGUGGAUGCGCAGAAAGACGACGAUGCCGGUGUGGGUGAAUGCGGAGUUUGAUUCUUAA
Molecule: messenger RNA, 1602 nt
Organism: Aspergillus melleus
Lineage: Eukaryota; Fungi; Ascomycota; Eurotiomycetes; Eurotiales; Aspergillaceae
Product: putative MFS transporter
Exons: 6
Coding region: 1-1602 (533 amino acids)
Biological process (GO): transmembrane transport
Molecular function (GO): transmembrane transporter activity
Source: RefSeq, a predicted model, not a curated record